AGCGGAACUUAUUUGGGUUUGAAGGACAGGGAGGCUUUCAUUUACAAGCAUAGAUAUGAGAAUGCGGACAAUGAGUUGGCUGACUUUAGAGAAUGGUCUGACUAUCUCUCUCAGAAAUGUUCUGAUCCAAAAGAUACAUCAGAUGAUUUUAGUAAUAAAGGGGAAGGCUCGCGAAACAAGGCACUUCAAAAUGAGGUGAGGAAGCUAAAAAAUGAAAUUGAGAAAUGUAAAUCAGAGAACUCUGAGAUUUCUGCUCUCUUGAGAGAAAAGAAUUUCGUUUGGAACCAGUUCAAAAUGAUGGAGAGCGACUACAGUAAACAAUUAAGGAAGAAAAGUGAUGAAGUUGAGCAUGCAAAUGAAAGGUUUCAGGCACUUGUAAACAGAGCAGAGGAAUUACAGAUCAUAAAUGAAAGUUUAAGAAUUGACUUCGGCAAGAUGGAAUCUGAAUCAGUAAAAAAGAGUGAGGAAAUCUUGAGACUUUUGAAGGAAAUUGAACUCUUAAAAUCCAAAUUUGGGUCAGCGUCACCCUUGUUGUGCCCAUGUAGGACAGAUGCAGCAGCAUCCGACAGGAAAGGCCAGAAUACUGGCACUCGUGGAAGGGGUGAAACAUUGAAAAAAGAAUCAGAUCCUUCGCAGACCUCUGAGAAUGUGCUGUCUUAUUGGUGUUUAAUAUUCUUUUUAUCCUGUACUAGUAAUCUUCUCUUUCAGGGGUUGCUAUGAUAAUUUAAACUUGCUUUUCUGGUUCGCAGCAUGUGGUUCUUGGAUAAAUUUUCUGAAUUGGCUUAGCAUACAACUGAUAGUAUAUGAUAACAGAGAAACCUGAUUGGUGAUAUUGUAAACA
Sesamum indicum (sesame) is the source of this 841-nucleotide messenger RNA. NCBI's taxonomy places the organism in Eukaryota, Viridiplantae, Streptophyta, Magnoliopsida, Lamiales, Pedaliaceae. The record is from RefSeq and is a predicted model, not a curated record.